Molecule: messenger RNA, 5636 nt
Organism: Sitodiplosis mosellana (orange wheat blossom midge)
Lineage: Eukaryota; Metazoa; Arthropoda; Insecta; Diptera; Cecidomyiidae
Gene: emp
Product: scavenger receptor class B member 1
Exons: 7
Coding region: 2159-3712 (517 amino acids)
Cellular component (GO): membrane; cytoplasm
Molecular function (GO): scavenger receptor activity
Source: RefSeq, a predicted model, not a curated record
UGAGUGAGUGAAUGUGACGAAAAUGACGAAACGGGAAAAUGACAAUUGCCUCCUGUCUGUCAGUGAUAAACGAGCUGAGUUAACCGGCGCACCAAAAGAUAACGAUUUAUCCAAACGAUAACCGAAUGUCGAAUGAACGGGCUACCGAUAUUGAAGGGAAUAGAAAAAAAAACAUUGUUGCGCUGGAUUUAUUUGUCUUCCGUCGAAAUCUGGUUUUUACCAUUUUUAGUUGUGCUACUGGAUUUUCAUGAGCGGUUACAAGUUUUGAGAACAAGCUAGCAAACGCUCACACACACACACACACGCGUGCAUUCAGCUUCCUUUCCAAUUCGCGAUGUUAAAGCCGAACAAUGUGUUUGUUAAACUGGUCUAUUCAAACCACUUUGCUCGACCCACAUUCCUCUUCCUUUUUUCUAAUGCUAUUCAUUUGGUUCAUGUUGAAAAUGUGACUUAGCAAGCUUCCACAUUUAUUCUUAUCACUUUUCCAGGAAAAGUUUUCCUAGUACAAUCGGGUUUUCUCUUCAUCGUUGCCGUCAUAAUAAACUGGAAAACAUAUGAUCAUCUUCUUUUGACAUUUCCUUAAUUUCGCUGAAAGAAAAAAAUUCCAGCAAACAUCUCCCAAGACGAGUCUUUGAGAGAUUUGGAACCAGUUCGAAUCGCUUAGCCAUGAGAAUGGGGUGACGAUUUUGAUAACAAUUUUUUUGUGUGUGUCUGCUUUGUUUGAUGUAUUUUAUUCGUUUUUUUAUGUGUUUCGAUAGAAUUUACUCAGAAGAUAUAUCCUGAAAUUUUGCAGCGGACUCCAAAGUGAUAAAGUUUGGUCAAACUCCAAUUGAUCAAUGCCUUGAAUUGUAUAACAUUUGAUUUUCAUACAUCGUAGAUCACUCUCGCCGCCAUAAAUCUUCUUCUCUAUCGAUUCGACGCUCUUGAAACCAAUUCGAUACAUUGAACAAAUUGUAUGUGUAAAUGAUCGGGCUGCGUUUGAAAAGCAAAUCCAAAGAAAAUAACAAACGCCAACAAUGAUUUGCCCAUCAUAAAUCAAUGAAAGUCAAAUCAAUAGAAAUGGAAUGUUCAAAGCAGCCACAACUGUUUCAAUUGAUUGCAUUGCUUAUUGUGAUAAGGUUAUAGUCGAACUAAUCGAACUGCAAUCGUGCAUUCCAUUCGGUUACAUCAGUUCAUUCACAAACUAACAGCGAUGGCCCACCAAUUGUAAGUGUUAGUGUGAUUACAUGGAAUGAGCAUAUUGUUGAUUAAACAACAGUGUAACAGUACAACAGAUCGAUGGGAUUGUUUACUUCGUCUUGUUCGUUGCCACUGCCGUCGCCACCGCCGAUGACGAAAAUGAUGACGACUGGUUGUCGCUGUGAUGAUCGUCGUCGCCGCCGUUGAUGCCGUUCCCCUUCCUUGUUUCCCAAUCGCAAUGCUUGGCCAGUUCAAUUCUCGACCGCGCAAAUCGUUCUAUUGACUCUUGAUCGUCACACACCGCAAACGUACGAAAAACAUAUUCAUUCAUCAAGAGAUGAACGGCGCGAUUGCUUGAACAUAACAUUUUGCCGAUUGUCAUCGUUCUUGUUUUCUCUCUCUCUCUCUCUUCAAAUAUUUACUCGAAACAAUUCCAUUUGCCAUAAUUACUUGGUGUAGUUUGAACAAAUGAUUUCUGUUUCUUUUUAACUAGUCUCAAAACAAAACCAGUGACGAACUGAUAAGAGAGCCAAAAUUUUGAAAUCAAAGAAUUGUGUCAAUUGUAGGCGCGAAGAAAAAUUAAGUUGGAUUUUUUUUUUCUAUAUUUGAGUGAAUGUUUUGUGCACGAACGGGAAGACAAACAAUAAAUCGAAAGCAAUUUUCUAAUUCACUUGCCGAACCGUAGAAACGCGAGCGAGUGAACGUGUCUAGUGAUUUUAUUUUAUUUUUCGUUUGAAGUGUGAAGUGCAGUGAAAUUGAUCGUUGUUUCGAUUUUUUUUUUCCAUUUCGUUGUUCACUUAUUUCGGGUGUAAUUCAAUUUCAGAAGCGAGAACUGUGUGAAUAGGCGCAUCGAAAAGACAUUUUGAAACGCAUCGAUUUAAGAAGAAGAAGAAGAAGCAAACAAAAAAGAUUAAAAAAGUUUAUAACUGAAUUUGAGAAAAAAAAAGGUUUAAGACAUAACAAAAACACACACACAAAAAUGCACGGAAACAGAAAUAAAUUAUGCGCUAAAUUAUCUAGUGCCUUUUUGCGAAAGUGGUGGUUCGUGAUAGCAUUUGCACUAUGUCUGUUGCUCUGUGGGAUUCUAGUCACAUUUGGAUUUACCGCAAUAGUUAAAUUAGUAAUUGAUCAUCAGGUAGCUUUACGGCCGGGCGCUCAAUCAUUUGGCUGGUGGUCAAAGCCACCCGUCGAACCAAUGAUGAAAAUUUACGUCUACAACGUAACAAAUGCCGAUGAAUUCCUCAACAAUGGCACCAAACCCAUACUCGACGAACUUGGACCAUACGUCUACGUUGAAUCGUGGGAAAAGGUGGACAUUGUUCACAAUGAAAACGGUACAAUCAGUUUCAACCAAAAAAAGACGUUCAUCUUUAACGAAGAGCUUUCGAAUGGUUCGGAGGACGAUGUUGUAAUCGUACCAAAUAUUCCAAUGUUGAGCGCCACAUCACAGAGCAAACAUGCAGCCCGAUUCUUGCGAUUGGCCAUGGCCAGUAUCAUGGAUAUUUUGAAGAUUAAACCAUUCGUCGAAGUAUCGGUUGGUCAACUAUUGUGGGGCUAUGAAGAUCCUCUGUUGAAAUUGGCUAAAGACGUUGUGCCAAAGGAACAGAAAUUACCUUACGAAGAAUUUGGCGUGUUGUAUGGUAAAAAUAGCACAUCACCGGAUCGUGUAACCAUUUUCUCUGGCGUGAAUGAUAUCAAACAAUUUGGUAUUAUUGAUAAGUACAACGGUGUUUCGUAUUUGCCACAUUGGUCAACACCCGCAUGUAACCAUUUGAAUGGUACCGAUGGAUCCAUUUUCCCGCCACACAUCACCAAAAAUACCACAUUGCAUUUGUAUGACAAAGAUUUGUGCCGUCUGAUGCCGUUGUCAUUUGAAAAGGAAGUCACCACACGUAACAAUGUACCAGGCUAUCGAUUCACACCAUCGGAAAAAGUAUUCGCUUCGGUUGAAAAAAAUCCAGACAAUGUUUGCUUCUGUCCACACGGGCCACCAUGCGCACCACACGGAAUGUUUAAUGUGUCGGCAUGCCAAUAUGAUUCACCAAUCUUGUUGAGUUUCCCACAUUUCUAUAUGGGUGACCCAACUCUUCGUUUACAAGUCGAAGGUAUGACACCACCAGAAAAGGAAAAGCAUCAAUUUUUCAUCGAUGUCCAACCGGAAAUGGGUACAUCGUUGCGCGCUCGGGCUCGUGUGCAAAUCAAUUUGGCCGUUAGUCAGGUGAUUGACAUUAAGCAAGUGGCCAAUUUCCCGGAUAUCAUCUUCCCAAUAUUGUGGUUUGAAGAAGGUAUUGACGGUUUACCAGAGGAGAUCACCAGUUUGAUGCUUUUGGCCACCCAAGUGCCACCAAAGGCUCGUUCAACAUUGAUGUUGGUACUAUUCAUCGUUGGUGCGUUGUUAUUGCUUAUUGCCGUGACAUGUUUGGUGCGACGAUCACAUCGACAGAGCACAUUGCACUUGGCUUCAAAUUAUUUGGCCACAUCGGCUGUUGAUCAGGCGAAAAAGAAGGCGCAGAGCGAACACAAGAGAUAUUAGAUAGAAGCUUUUUUUUCAUUAGUAAUUAUUAGACACAAAGCUAGCAGAAAAACACAUACACACACACAAAUACACAAACGAACAAGCAAUACAGACCAGAUCAAACGGUUGUUGGGAAUUGAUAUCAUAAUGGUAAAUUUAGUUUCAUUUGGUUUAAAGCAGCAGAGCUUCCAUAACAUAUGCGCAUAAAAUGUGUAACGGUGAACGGUGUGUGUUAACAUUCACGAAGAUUUCAAACAAACAAGAUGAAGUAGCGGAUAAAAAAAAAAACAGAUUAAUAACGAAAGAACAAAUCCGAAAAUUCCGACUUCUGGCUGAACAAUUUUUUUUUUUCGUCUCGAAAUUGUCACGUUUUCAUGUCGUUUUUUUUUUAUUAAAUCAAUUAAGCAGAAAAUCAAACAGGUAAUAGAAUCUGUCAUGUAACUAGACAGUUAUUGAUGUGAGAGGGAAAUAAUGAUAUUAUAAUAGUGUGCGCACAAAUUGCGUUCAAUGAUGUGAAAGAAACCGAAACAAAAAAAGAUGGCAGCAAAAUCUAUUGUAAAACAACAUAUUUGGCACACCCUUUUUUCCGUUUUCAAAGUUGCUUUUCGCUUAAAAAUUCUUUUCCCUCGUUGUUUUUAGUUUUCGUUUUUCCAUAUCGUUUCCGAACAUUUCAUUCGGCUCAACCAUCUCGUUGUAAAAUGUUCUCUUCGUUCGCAUAAUUUGUGUACUUUUGUUUUCUGUUCAAUUUUUUUUUUUCGAGAAUUAGCCGAUAUUUGAGUCAUUUUUAGUGAAAUAAAACGGUUCAGUUUUAUUAAAUAUAUUUUCUUCAAUUUUAAUUGCCCUUAAACAGCAUGCUGUUCCCACGCGCGAUUAUUUCGGUUUUUUCCUAUAUUUUUUUUCACCUUCUUGACCAAAUUAUUCAUUUUAUUAUUCACUGACACAAUAAUCGUAGACAAUUUGCUUCAAUCACCGAAAAGAACAAAAAAAAAAGCACCGAAGGGAACUCAAAUGAAAUGACACACACAAUUUUUUACAAUAAUUUUGCUAUGCUCCAUUUUUUUCUUUUAAACUAGAAAAUCGCCAUAUUAUUGAGAGAAAAAAAAAAAUGACGAACAUUUAUUUAGAAAAAUUGUUGGAAAAAAAAAUUAGCAAAAAAAAAUUCGAUUAAACGUUUGCAUUCGAGAUAAAAUUCAAAACAAUUAGUAAUGAUCCAAUUUUUUUUUCGUUCAUAUCAAUUCAAAUCGAACAAAUUUUAUUGCAAUAUAAUUUUGUCCAAAUCAAUUUGUCUUCCUGCAACAAUUAUUCCCUCGGGAAUUUUAGAUGUUUUCCGUCCAAGCAAAGUAUUAUGAAGAGGAAAAUUUAACAUUUUUUUUGUACACGCACAACGUAAACAAUAAAUUAUACUCCAAACAAGAAAAAAAGAAAAGAAAAUGAAAUCGAACAAGACAAAAAAACAAAUCAUUUGUUAAACGCUCAAUUUGCUGGAUAUGUGCCUUAAGGUUAAUCUAUAAGGGAAUAGAAGAAAAAAAAACAAGACCAUUGUUUAUUUUUUUUCUGACACAGAAAUUUUUGUUUGAAGAAAAAAUUACAAAAACGAACAAAUGUUGAUACUUUCCGUUACGAAAGUGGCCGUUUUUCUUUUCGGCUCUUAUUUCUGGGCGCGUUCCAUUUAUUUAAUACUUUUCGUUGGUUGUUUUUUUUUUCAUUCGCAAAAUUUUCUUAUCCGUAAACUGUAAGAGAAACAGUAGCGACAACAAGAACAACAAAAUCUUUGCAUAGAAUUUAAAGUGUAAUUAUAUCAUAAAAUUGACGGAGGAACGUAGAAAAAAAAAUGCAACUUAAUAAGUACUUAGUUUUUAAGGGUAAGCGAAAAAGCAAAUAAAAUAAUUGUUUUCUUUUGUACAUACAAAAUACGUAGUAAAAUUUAAAAACAAAAAAAAAA